AUGAUUAUAAUCAUCAUCAACACAAUUACUUUUUGUCCCUUCAUAGUUUUGCUCAACGUGCUGGUGAUAAGGGCUGUAAAAGCGACGCCUGAACUCCGUACCAACAGCAACAUCCUGCUGUCCUGUUUAGCGGUGACCAAUGCAUUAACUGGUCUCUUUUGCCAGCCAUUCUUUAUGCUGUGGCAGAUUUUCCUAUUACUCGGUCUCAGUAACGGUGAGAUACUUCAGAACUGCUAUCAGGUAUUUGUGGUUGUAUUGCAAACAGCUUCAUACCUCCAUCUAAUGUUGGUUACUUUCGAGAGACUCAUAGCGAUCAAAUUUACGAUGAAAUACUCAAACAUUAUAACUGAUGAUAACAUGAGGAGAGCAGUUUUGGUAAUUUGGAUCAUUUCGUUCAUUAAUGGGGUUUUAAGAGGAAUGGAAAUGGUCAAAGUAGCACGUUCUUUGGCAGGACUUCUUACUCUGUCAUGUAUCCUUUUCCUUGCUUUUAGUUACUGCAUCAUGUAUCGAGAAACACGUCGCCACGACUGCCCAAAGAAGAAAUGGAAAGAUUUGCCAAAGAGAACAAAGCGCUGAAGACAACUUUGUUUGUGGUCGGUACUGUUGUUAUUUGCCUUCUUCCACUUUGUUUCUGUCUUAUCGUUAUAGCUACAGGCCUUUACAAUGCAAUUAUUGGCCUGAUCAGCCAAACAUUGGUGAUAACAUGUGCCAUGUUAAACCUGCUUGUUAAUCCACUAAUUUACUGCUGGAGACAAAAGGAAAUGAGGAAGGUCAUUCUUGGAAUAAGAAUCCAGGUUGGGCAUUCAGAGAUACAAUGAAGGAGGGAAAUGUAAAGAAAAGAGUGAACAACUUGAUAACUAUAUUUCUAGAUUUUGCGUUGGUCUUUUCCAUCAACUUUUAAUGAACUCGCUAGUUGUUCUUUUAUAUGACAAUUACGAUUUUGGUCACGAAAGGUAAUUUGACAAUCAACCUUGUGUAAGUUACCAACAUCGUUGGAAAUCGGCAAUCAGUGGAAGUCCUUUCUCUCAAACGGUGCUGGUGCUUGCCACAAACUUGCUUCCGGAAUGUUCUAGAAUACGUUGAAAAUGUGUACAAGGAAUUAGCCGUGUAGUUGUUGUUUUUGUCAUGUUGCGGGCAGUGACGAAUUGUCUGGAAAGCUAUACCGUGAGAGUUACCGUGAUAUACUUCAGAGAAAUGUUUUUAGGAGACUUGUUGACAACUGUGAGAUUGUAUCAGUGGUGUGCCAAGUUAGAGUCUGUAGUGAGUUUAAGUGAGUUGAUUAAGGAUAAUUACCGUAUUUCUUUUAGGAGUCGCUCCUUAAUAAGAAUAUUAAAAUUGUUCGUUGGUUAAUAAAAUAGUUGAGUUUGUGGGAUUUUAGCGUUCUUUCAGUCUUCUAAACCAUACCGUAACAAUAUUGUUUGCGUUGAAAUGCAAAUACAAAUAAAAGCAAUUGGCAUAAAAUUAGAGACUCUGGAUCUGAUUUCGAAAAUUCGAUUCGUAUUCAGAUAAUUGUAUAAUUGAAGUGUUAGGCAGUUUCAUUAAUUCAGGUUAUCAAAUAUAUAGUUUUUCAACUUGUUUUCUGUAAGCAAAACAACACACUUAAGGAAUAAAACCAAACAGAACAGCAAUCAGAGGGAAGAUAAGUUAUUUUUGUAUUCUUGAAUAGUCAAAACAUAACUUACUUCGGAAAGAAGAACUAAAAGAAUAUAUCUCGAGGGUAUUUAUCCCGUAGCUAACCAACUAAAUUUCCACAGUUUAAAAUGACCCUAUCUAGAUAUUCUAAAAAACCUAACAGCCUCCAUAGGCUAGUAAACAACGUUUUCUCGAUAUCAUUUUUGUUUGGAUUACAACAUGUUCAAAAUUGUGAAUAAUUCGAUCUUCAGAGUGGCUGUGCUCAAACGGUAUUUUUUCUUUCUUGCCCUCCCAUCCCUGUUUUUUUUUUUAAAUUUAAGGAAUAUUGCAUGGGAAAAGUAAAGGGUUUUGCUCAUUACUACAAUUCAGAUUAUAAAAUCACAACACACUGGAGAUAACAACAGUUAGGCUUGUCCCGAUUGUGCUCGUGAAAUGCUGGAGGGUUUCUCUCUAAAAUGCUUUAAAAUUGCUAUUAAAUCUGGAAAAAUCCAGAAAUUGCUAUCUUGAUUUCAAAAGUUACUGGUUAAAUUUGUUGAUGGUUUUGAAUUAGCGUUAAUUGAAAGCUUUAUUUUUCGGUCUUCACAAUAAUUGCUAAUAAGAUCGGUCGAGAAAAAUAGCUUGAAACUUUGCUUUAAAGAGUUACUUGCAAAUAUGGGCGAAAUUUAAGAAUGGUCUUAAGUCUAACAGAACAAAUCACAAGGUUUAUUUGACUUCUUUCCGAAAGUCAAUUUAGCCGAUCAUCUUAGAUAAGGAUCGCAAUAUUUGUUCCAAAGGUUGAUAAAAAUUAAUGAAAUUCACAUAAAUUGAAGUUUUCUAUAAAGUUGUUGACUUUUUUGGUCUUGAUAUGAGCUCUAACUUGUAUUUUGCUCACAAAUUGCUCAAAAAGGUAAAAAAAGAAUAUGCUCGAGAUUGCUGGGAACGUCAAAAGUUGCUGAGAUGUUGUCGAGCACUAUCAGGAAUAGGCCUAACACCGGUGCGAAAGAAAUUUAUAUUUUUAAUGAAAGUCUUUAAUUGCAGACGAACCUAAGGCGGCGAGCUUUUGACUCACAGUAAUUCAAUGGUAAAUGGCGAUGAAAAAGACCCGAUGCAUAUCCUUGUCUCUAAGCCCAUGGCGGCAAGGCAAAAUAGACGUCAAGUGAACUCAUAAAACAAAUUUUAUUUCAAUGGAAAUCUAAAUAAAACUUACCAACUUUUUAAAAACACAUUUGGCAAUAUCUGGAAAGGCUAAUUAAAAUUUACUUUAAUCACUUUUGGAUUAAAAUUUACUAAUAAGAAAAGAUUGAGAGAAAUCCAUCUGAUUGGGCAGCUUUGAGUGUUUCUGAUUCAGCUUGGUCAUGUAUUGUUGCUGGGCAUAUGUGAAAUGAGAAAUUAUUCCCAGGAAAUGUUUGAACCACCCACUAGAAAAGGCUGUAGAUUUUUUGGCCUUUGCUGUUCUCUGAUUUCAUGCCAGAGUGAGCGACGGGUUGAAAAAGUUAGUCCGAGGAUCAGACUUACCUUGCACUGAGAUUCCAAUUCGACAUGGUAAACUUUUCAUUGACUAGUUUUACAAACACUACAAACAUAACCAGAAAAGAAGGCGACAGAGUUGUACCAUCGAUGGCUAAUUCUAUAAUCAUAAUCAUCAUCAACACCAUCACUAUACCCUGCACAGUUAUUCUUAAUGUACUUGUGAUAAAGGCUGUAAAAACGACGCCUCGACUCCGUACCAACAACAACAUAUUGCUGGCCUGUUUAGCGGUGACCGACGCAUUAACUGGUCUCCUUGGUCAGCCAUUGUUUAUCCUGUGGAGAAUUUUCCUUAUAUUCAAUCUUAGUAGCAGUAGGACGGUUGGAACUUCUUUUGUCUCGUUUCUACUUGUUACUCUUGUAUCUUUCUACUUUCAUCUGAUGUUGGUUACUUUCGAGAGACUCAUAGCUAUCAAAGUUACAAUGCUGUACUCAAACAUUAUAACUGAGAAGAACAUGAAGAUAGCAGUGAUAGUAGUUUGGAUCACUGAGUCCAUUUAUGGGGUUUUAAGAGGAACGGAAAAGGUCAAUACAGCACGUUAUUUGACAGGGCCACUCGCCAUUUCAUGUAUUCUCUUUCUUACUUUCGCUUACCUCAUCAUGUAUCAAGAAACUGCUCGCCACAAAGAGAAGAUAAAAACUCAACAACUGCCC
Molecule: messenger RNA, 3792 nt
Organism: Pocillopora meandrina
Lineage: Eukaryota; Metazoa; Cnidaria; Anthozoa; Scleractinia; Pocilloporidae
Source: the annotation of a GenBank genome assembly